Agelaius phoeniceus (red-winged blackbird) is the source of this 1183-nucleotide messenger RNA. The record is from RefSeq and is a predicted model, not a curated record. NCBI's taxonomy places the organism in Eukaryota, Metazoa, Chordata, Aves, Passeriformes, Icteridae.
AUGGCCGCGCACGGAGCCGCGCCGCCGCCGCUGGGGCUGGGCGAGGUGCGGGAUGCGGAGCGGCGGCUGCGGGGCCGCAUCCAUCGCACCCCGCUGCUCACCUGCGCCGGGCUGGACCGUAUGGCCGGCAGGAAGCUGCUCUUUAAGUGCGAGCUCUUGCAGAAGACCGGAUCCUUCAAGAUCCGUGGAGCCCUGAACGCCGUGAGGAGCCUCGUUGAGGAGCGGCAGCGCACGGGCCGGGAGCUGCCCCGCGCUGUGGUCACGCACAGCAGCGGCAAUCACGGGCAGGCACUCGCCUGUGCUGCCCAGGCAGAAGGGAUUCCUGCCUACAUCGUGGUGCCCCGGACUGCCCCGCAGUGUAAGCAAGAUGCCAUUCGUGCCUAUGGUGCCACACUGGUGCCAUGUGACCCCAGUGACAAGUCCAGAGCAGAGACAGCAUCCAAUGUAGUCCAGGAGACAGGAGGAGUCCUGGUGCACCCCAACCAGGAGCUGGCAGUGAUUGCAGGGCAAGGCACCAUCGCCCUGGAGGUGCUGGAGCAGGUGAGGGAAAUGCACAGCCCAGCCCCUGCAGGGGCACAGCAAAAGGGGGACACAAAGUGUCAGAAGCCCUCACACUUCCUUUCUGCACAGGCACCCCAGGUAAAUGCAGUGGUGGUUCCUGUGGGAGGUGGAGGAAUGGUUGCAGGAAUAGCAGUCGCCAUCAAGGCUUUGAGGCCGGAUGUGAAGGUGUUUGCUGCUGAGCCAAGCAAUGUGGAUGACUGUUACCAGUCCAAGGUCCGAGGGGAGCUGACCCCCAACCUCCACCCGCGAAACACCAUCGCAGACGCUGUAAAAACCAGCAUCGGGCCCAACACGUGGCCCAUCAUCAGGGAUUUGGUUGAUGAUGUUCUGACAGUCUCAGAGGAAGAAAUCAAGCGAGCCACGUGGCUGGUGUGGGAAAGGAUGAAGCUGCUGAUUGAGCCAACAGCAGGCGUGGGACUGGCGGCUGUGCUCUCGGAGCAGUUCCAGGCCGUCCCCCGGGACGUGCAGAACGUUUGCAUCGUGCUGUGUGGGGGAAACGUGGACCUGGGAGCCCUGACCUGGCUCACAGACCUCUCUGGGAAAGCAGAAUGAGGAUGGUGUUUCAAGGAAUGAAAAACUUCACUCUGAAUUUCUGUGGUGGUUUGUGUCCUACUAAAAGCAG